This is a messenger RNA of Cryptococcus wingfieldii CBS 7118, 1089 nucleotides long. RefSeq lists its product as hypothetical. The coding region runs from base 1 to 1089 and encodes 362 amino acids. The record is from RefSeq and is a predicted model, not a curated record. The transcript has a single exon. NCBI's taxonomy places the organism in Eukaryota, Fungi, Basidiomycota, Tremellomycetes, Tremellales, Cryptococcaceae.
AUGCUGCCUCCUCGCACACCCUCCACGCCUCCUAUCACCCGCACCCGAAGCGAGACUUCUGCCCGUCCACGUACACCCCACCAGAUACUGUCCAGCUACCGGUUUCCGCCUCAGCCAUCCCCACUUGGCGGUACAUCUCUUCUACCCAGUCUCUCACCCGAGCCAUCUACCGACUAUAAUGGCUCCCUGCACCCCAACGCAGCCCCGUCUACUCCCAGCCGUGUACCAUCUCCUGCACAGUCGCUGCUCCUCGCCGCAUCGAGCCAUGACGCUUUCGAAGCUACAUUCACCGCCCACAACGUCAGCACCAGCAAAGAUUUGGAGACCCCAAAAGCCGAGAUGAAUGAGGACGAAUUGCUGGCAGGGGAAGUGGUCGAUAUCUUUCAACGUAAACCAAAACAUCAUCGCCGUACCCCUCAUCCAGCCCUCACGACAUCCAACUCAGCUCCCGUGCCCCAUGCAGGCACCCAGAUGACCCCCGGUGUCCCUGAUGCUCGCCGUCCCUCCUUGAUCUCUUCGUGCGACAGCCGCUCCUCCGACCCUGAAGAAGACUCGGCGUGGGGCAACUGGUCAUACCGGAUGUCACCUGUGUCUCUUCUUACACACUUGGCGAAAGACUUUUCGGUAGAGGGCGCGGACGACGAUGUUCUCCCUCGGGGAAGAGUUUUGGAAGGGUUGAUGAGUGCGAGGAGAGACAGAAGUUGGUCGCCCAGGAAGGAAAGUAGACAGUCGGGCAAGGAAGAGAGGCGGGACAGCAGGGAUUCCAACGCUACAAGCACCGAAUCCAUCACCCAUGAUUAUCUUGCCGACUUUUUCGAUCCAGAGUAUCCCGAGAGUGGUGACCCAUUCGGCUCGCCGCCUCCUACUGCCAAACCCCUUCGUCGUCCUGUUCAGUCUUCGGCACUCGCUGAACCAGACGACCGGUCUACCGGCGACAGUCUGCAAAGCUCCCGUCUUCUUGCGAGUGUUGUCGGAAAGCAUGGUCGGGGCGCUGCACAGGAUGAGGGCGGUGAUGAAGAGGACAGCGGCGGAGAGGAAGACUGGGAGUGGGACCGGGUGCUGGCUGGUGUUGAAGGCGAAGACGAGUAG